UUCAGCAGAGCAGCUCGGCGGCGGCGACGUGACGUCACGCCUCGCCGGAACGAAACCAGCCCGGCUCGGGCUCCGUUUGGAAAUUCACCCGGUUUGUCCCGCUCUCACCGACGCCAGACGCCCGGCGGCCGCCUUCGUCGCGUCUCUCCCGGCCAGGAAGGACAACGAUCCCGUCGUCCCCCGCGACGCCAUUUCCGCAUUUUCACGCCAGAUGCUCCUUGCUGACCGCAGCUCCUCGUCUUACCGAGCGGCGCCGUCGUCGUCGUCAGAUGUCCGCCCCCGCCAUGCCCACCCCGGUGUCCAGGUUGCCCAAGUUCGCCUCGUGGUCCAAAAGCUCCAGCCCGACGCCCGCCGCCGUCUCGCACGCCUUCCCCGCCGCCCGCCUCCCCAACGGCUUCUACCACCACCCGGGGCCCGCGGGGGGCAUCGGCGCCGCGAACGGACCGGCGAGACGGAUCGGGACCGUCCGCACGCCCGCUGAAUAUUCCGCAAAAUGGAGGAAAGACGCCGAAGUGACGGAUGGCGGCGGCCGAGUCGAUCGCAACGAAGGCGCCCACCGGAACGCUCGUCCGCACGUGUCCGCUGUGGCCCCGAAAACGGCGGACACGUCGCUUCCUGUUUGUAAAACUGAACUUCCUGUCCCUAAAACUGGACUUCCUGUCCCUAAAAACAGACUUCCCGUUUCCAAGUUGAGGCUAACCGGGUCCAAACAGAACCUUAAUGGACUUUCUGGAUCUAAACUGCGACCGCCCCAGUGGUCCACUCACUCGGGUCCCGCUUCGAGUUCCAGUCCCGGGUCUGGAUGCGGUUCUUCGCCGCCAGCCGCCCGCUCGCGCUCCACCGGCAACCUCGGAUCAGCGCCGCCCUCCCGGCUCGCCAAAGGCGACGGGCUCCGCCCACUUGGCCUGGCGGUCCGCAGACGCGCGUCCCCCGGCGCCCCCGCGUCUUCCCUCAGCGCCGAGCCGGGUCACGAGCGGUCCGGGACUUCCUGUGUCCGAGCCGGGCCCCUCGGCGUUCCGGACGGGGUGAAGAAGUCCCUCCUGCCGGCCCCCGAGGCUAACGGCGUCAGCUGUAAGCUAUCGCGGCCGUCGCUCGCCAAGAAAACCCGGACCGGCGAGGCGGAGGUGAGCCGAGCGAGACCCAAAACCGCAGCCGGAAGCAGUCCAGAGCGCUCCCCCGAGGCGCCGGAGCGGGUCGACGACCCUUCCGUCCCGGGGGAGACCCCGGAGGACGUGUCCCUGUCGUCCGGCUCGUCCGUGGACCGCAACCGCGCCGGUCGGGAGUACUUGGACGUCUUCGACGACCCGGUCGGACGGCACCGAAGCCCCUCCGCCCCUCCUCACGGGCCUUCUCGUCUCCUAGGAAACGGAGGCGCCGGCGUUUUCCUCCUCGCCGAGACCGGCGAAGACGACUCGGGCCCGGACCGAUCGGGCGCCGCCUUCUGUGACCGCCGGGGGGCGGGGAAUGGCGUUACCGUGGCGACGGAGCUCCACUUCCUGGACGACACUUUGGACUGGAGCGACGGUGACGACGGGCAGAACCAUCUGACCCGAUUGCGCCGUCGCAGCGGCUCCGGUGCGUCCGACUGCCACGAGCGGGACGGCUCGUCGCUGGACUUGUCCCCCUCGGACAGCUGCGGUUCCGGCGGCAUCUACAUGUGGGACGAGGAGGGUCUGGAGCCGCUGGGGGGCGCCGUCGUGCCGCGCGCGCCGGUGGAGUGCGGGCUGGUGGGCGCCUUCCGUUCUGACGUCACCGACAGCGACGCCCUCACCGACGUGGACUCUUGCGAUUUGGAUGACGACGACCUCAUGCUGGAUGGCGACUUUCCCGACGACGCGUCACCGAACGCCGCGAGUGUGGCUCACCCAGCAGACGGCGACGGGACGUCGCACGUGGCCGAGCGGCGGCGGAGGCGGCUCUGCCGGGGGACGCGGGACGUCCGCGGCGACGACAGGACCCCCGACGUGGACGUGGAGGACCUGGCCGAAGACUUGGGCGCCCUCCGGUCUCAGCUGGAAGUCCUGCGAAGGUUUCUGCAGGACGACGACACGGACGACGACGACACUCUGACCACCGACACGCUGAGUCCCGAAGAUGGCCACCGCUCACAGGUGGAGGCGCUCCUGCGGGAGGUGCAGCAGCUCAAAGAGGAUCUGAGGAGCAAAGAGCAGAUCAUCUCGCAGCUCACCCUCCAGCUGGCUGUCGCAGACGGGGAGCAAAAGACGCGGCGGCACACGCAGACCGGCGCGGCGCGGGUCGCGGGUGAGAGUGUCGCCUCGCAGACGCCCUGGAGGGAGCGCACGGCUUUCCCUCCCUCCGCCUUCCUCUCUCCGCCCUGGCAGUACCAACGCUCCAGACCUUACGGGGGGAGGCCCAAACCCAGCGUCCCCUGCCACCUCGCUCGGAAAAGAGUGGAAACGCUCGUGCUGUACUUCAGCGACACGCCCUGCCACCGGUACUUGCCCCCGCCCACCCGGACGAGCAGAACCCACUAGUUGACCUCCCCGGCAAAAAAAGAAGCUGCGCUCUCCCCGCGUCGCCUCCGCCUCUCCCCGUGUGAGAACGGCCGGCGGAGCCGAGCGCUUCCCAGCAUGCAACAGGAAGACGGCGGCGGCGCGCGGAUCCUCUCGACUUGAACUCUGCUGGAAGGAAGUUGAAUAUUUAAUAAGUUAACUUAUUUAUUGAGCACUGUGAUGACGUUUUAUUAGUGCGAGCGCUUCGUUUUCGCGGCUUUUGAAAUAUGCAACACGGAAUAAAAGACGCGCUGUCCCUUUAAGUGCUGCAAAAAACGAUCAUUUAUUCCAUGUACUAGUACACUCUUUGGACUUGCUAGUAACACAAUUCAGCACACGAAUAGGGCGACUGUCGUACUAGUAAUUUUUCCUCUCCUACUAAAUGACAUUUCUGCACACUAGUAGGCCAACUUUGGUAUACGAGUACUGCUACUCUGUGACUAGAGAGGCAAAACUGUGAAUUGGUUGACAUGAGGAAGCCGUUUGAGCAUUUAUUCCAUAUCAUUUUAAGGCCCACGUACUAGUGAGAAAAUUCAGUGGACUAGUAGAAUGAGUGUUUUGACCUCCUAGUACGCAGUUCAAUCUUACGAGUAAACUACUGUGCUGCACUAGUCACACUAUUAGGCCCAACGAGUAGGCGUAUGUCAUGCACGAGUAGCCUUUUUUUUUCCCAAGGAUUUCAAAUAAAUGCUCAAAAGGGCUUUCCAUGAAGUCAGGAGCAUUUAUUUGAUAUCCUCAAAACCCAUCUUGCGGUCCAUGUGCUAGUUUGCUCGUUGCCCUUCCUAGUAGGACAACUACGUACUAGUGAGGCAAGAUGGUGCACUACUUGACAUAUGUGCGCUAUUUGUACUCCUAGUGAAGCAACUCACUACAGUGGUAGAAUGUUGUCACUCGUAGUACGAGUAGUGCGGUUUUGACUCAUGAGGUGUCGUACUCGUAUGCCAACAUUGUCCUAUUAGUGUGCAGAAAUGACAGAACGUAGUGGAGAAGAAAAUGCUACUAGUUCUACGUGUGCUGAAUUGUCUCACCAGUCAGGAAAAAGAGUGUACUAGUACGAGGACCUCAAGGUGACGAUCAAGGAUAAUAAACGCUCAAACGGCUUUCCGCGCUCACGACGCAACUUUCGCGGAGUCUUCGUGGAUGAUGUCAUCACCGAUCAUCCUAUUUGGGUCGCGGCGCCCCCUGCUGCCUCAAAUAGGACGAACCACAAUGCGGCCCAAGCGAUCCUGAACUGGAUCAGCAGCAAGUCGUGGACAUUUCGCAAAUCACAAAUAAGAGAAGCACGAGUGGCUGCUACUUUACCACGUUUGAAGCAGCAACGCAUACAAACAACAAUACUCACGAAUAUCAAUUCUUUCUCUGUCCUCUGUGGGAGCAACAAAUAUUAAAAUGGCAAAACGUG
Phycodurus eques (leafy seadragon) is the source of this 3915-nucleotide messenger RNA. RefSeq lists its product as uncharacterized. The transcript has 14 exons. Gene Ontology annotation, molecular function: microtubule binding. NCBI's taxonomy places the organism in Eukaryota, Metazoa, Chordata, Actinopteri, Syngnathiformes, Syngnathidae. The coding region runs from base 270 to 2495 and encodes 741 amino acids. The record is from RefSeq and is a predicted model, not a curated record. Gene Ontology annotation, cellular component: microtubule cytoskeleton. Gene Ontology annotation, biological process: microtubule bundle formation.